Molecule: messenger RNA, 1614 nt
Organism: Raphanus sativus (radish)
Lineage: Eukaryota; Viridiplantae; Streptophyta; Magnoliopsida; Brassicales; Brassicaceae
Product: SUN domain-containing protein 2
Exons: 2
Coding region: 103-1488 (461 amino acids)
Biological process (GO): nuclear envelope organization
Cellular component (GO): nuclear envelope
Molecular function (GO): protein-membrane adaptor activity
Source: RefSeq, a predicted model, not a curated record
CUCGCUCUUCUUCCAUUUCAAAUCUCCCAACUCUCUCUCUCUGUGUUCAAAAUUAGGGUUUAAUUCCAGAAAUUACGAAUUCAGUAGCCAAUCCUCCGGAUCAUGUCGGCAUCAACGGUGUCUCUCUCCGCUAACCCGACGGCGGCGAUUAGACGGACGCCGGUAAUCUCCGGCGAUAAGAAAUCCACCCUCGAUUUCCCGCCGAGCGAAUCGCACGCCAAUCCUCCCACCGGAGAAUCGAACCCCGAUCUGAUUCGCGGCGACGCCGCCGAGAGAUCCAACAGCUUCGACGUGGGACCGGUGAUAAGAAAGUCGGGAUCCACCACCGCGGCGGGGACCAAAACGACCGCCACGACGCAGCGACGUACGCGGAAGGCACAGGGGACGACUAAGACGGAGAAGAUGCCGUGGACGAGAGUGGUUAGGGUGUUCGCUAAGCAGUUUGGCGCUCUUCUGUUACUCGCUGGGUUGAUUCAGUUAAUUAGGAAAGUGACCGUAAAGGAGACGAAUUUACCUUCUUAUCCCUCGAGUUUCCCGAUCGAGACGGAGAUGGGUUUGUCGGAACUAGAGAGCAGGAUUGCGGCGGUGGAUGGUUUGGUUAAGACCACGACGAAGAUGAUGCAGGUACAAGUCGAGUUUCUUGAUAAGAAGAUGGGAAGCGAGACGAGAGCACUUAGGGAGACGAUCGAUUCUACAUCGUCUGCGUUGGAGGAUGAACUUAAGAAGGUUGAUUCUAAGGUAGAUAGGUUACAGGCUUCUAUAGAAGAAGUUAAUUCUAGACCUUUGGUGUCAAGAGAGGAGUUAGAGAGGGUUUACGAGGAACUGAAGAAGGGUAAGGUCGAUGAAUCUUCUUUUAGUAGCGAUGUUAGCAUUGAUGAAUUGAGGGCUUAUGCUCGUGAGAUAGUGGAGAAAGAGAUUGGGAAGCAUGCUGCGGAUGGUCUUGGACGAGGUGACUAUGCGUUGGGGACUGGUGGGGCUUUUGUGAUGGAUCAUUCGGAUCCGUAUCUCGUUGGAAACGUGGGUCAUUGGUUUGGGACAGGCAGGCGACGGGUUCAUAGCAAAGCGGUUAAGAUGUUGACACCGAGUUUCGGGGAGCCUGGACAGUGUUUUCCUUUGAAAGGAAGUAAUGGGUUUGUUCAAGUCAGGCUAAGAGCACCGAUAGUACCAGAGGCUGUUACUUUGGAACAUGUCUCUAAGGCUGUGGCGUAUGAUAGAUCGAGCGCUCCGAAGGAUUGUCGUGUAUCAGGAUGGCUAGAAGACAAAGAUACGGAGAGUGAGACAACAAGGCUCCUUUUAACAGAGUUCACUUACGACUUGGACAGGUCCAACGCACAAACUUUCGACAUUGCGGAGUCUGCUCACUCGGGACUCGUCGACACUGUGAGGCUAGACUUCACAUCAAACCAUGGAAGCGACUCACACACUUGCAUCUACCGAUUCAGGGUUCAUGGCCGUGAACUAGACUCGUUCUCUGCUGUUCAUGCUUGAUCUAUAUCUCCACGUUGAACUCCUCUUUGUAACAUUCCCUCGUAGAUAUCUUUCUUUUUUCUUUUCUUACUUUUGUGUAAUAGGAAACACAUCGAUUUUAUUUUAAAUCUGUUCUAGUUCGGUUUA